Molecule: messenger RNA, 2040 nt
Organism: Saccoglossus kowalevskii
Lineage: Eukaryota; Metazoa; Hemichordata; Enteropneusta; Harrimaniidae
Molecular function (GO): protein binding
Source: RefSeq, a predicted model, not a curated record
AUGUUGUCCUUUCGGAACCAAGAAUCGGACGAUAGGGUGGAGAAAAAGAUAAGCGUUGCGGCGUGCAACGUUUUCCGAGAACUCCGACAGAACCGCCAGCUAUGCGACAUAGUCAUCCAGGUCGAGGGGCAGGAAUUCCCCGCACAUCGUAACAUCUUAUCAGCUUGUAGUCCGUAUUUUCGGGCCCUUUUCACUAACGGAAUGAACGAGACAUUAUUGAAAACCGUCAAAAUACCUGGUGUAUCCAUACGAACUAUGGAUCAGAUUAUUGACUAUGCUUACACCAGGGAAGUCGUAAUUACAGAAAGCAACGUGGUUGAUUUGGUAGUUGCGGCUGACCAAUUUCAUUGUCUUGGAAUUGUAGAAAAGUGCGCCGAUUUCCUUGCUGACAGGUUGUCAUCCGACAACUGUAUCGGAAUUCGUCGAUUUGCUCAGAGUUACUACAUCCCUUCCCUUGAGGAAUCUGCCAAGCAGUACUUAUUGAAACAUUUCGAUACCGUUUCGUUAAAUUUCGACAAAGAUGAGUUUCUGGAAUUGACCUGUGAUGAACUGUGUGAAUACAUCAGCGAUGACGACCUGAAUGUAAAACUUGAAGAGACCGUCUUUGAGGCUGUGAUACGGUGGAUCGAUUUCGACCCCGAAAACAGAAUAAAACACCAAUACUCCCUUUUGUCAAGAAUUCGUCUUGGCUUAAUCAACCCGGACUACUUCAUCAGUAAGGUCAAAUGUCAUAAAUACAUACAGGACAACGAAGAAUGUAAACCACUUAUCAUAGAUACAAUGAAAUACUUAUACGAUCUGAGUGUCCACGAUCAGCAUUAUCAAAAUCCGUUAGCGCGACCCCGUGUCCCGUACGAUGUCCUUUACGCGGUCGGUGGGUGGAGCGGUGGAAAUCCAACGAAUGUGGUCGAAUCGUACGACACACGGGCCGAUCGGUGGCGGAUGGUCGACAGCACCGACAACUCGCCGCGUGCGUAUCACAGUGUCGCUGUCUUAAACCACUUCAUAUACGUCAUAGGUGGGUUUGAUGGUAACGAGUAUUUUAACAGUUGUCGCUGUUUCGACCCGGUUAAACGAGUUUGGAAGGAGAUAGCGCCAAUGAACACCAGGCGUUGUUAUGUGAGUGUUACCGUGUGUGGACGUAAUAUCUAUGCCAUGGGUGGUUUUGAUGGACAUACAAGGACAAAAUCUGCUGAACGAUACACCCAAGAGACAAACCAAUGGAGCCUGAUACCCAACAUGAAUCAUCAUCGUAGCGAUGCAUGUGCCACGGCGUUACUUGAUAAAGUAUAUAUAUGCGGCGGCUUUAAUGGGCAAGAGUGUCUGAACACUGCCGAAAGUUUCGACCCAAUGACGGAUACAUGGACCAACAUUCCAAAUAUGCGAAGUAGGCGUAGUGGCGUUGGCGUUGUAGCAUAUAAUGGGUGCGUCUACGCCGUUGGAGGUUUCAACGGAUUAUCCCGUCUCAAUACAGCGGAGCGGUACAGUCCCAUGACAAACCAAUGGACUACCGUCCAAACUAUGUACGUCCAUCGUAGUAACUUCGGCAUUGCUCAGCUAGACGAGAUGAUUUUCGUCAUCGGUGGUUUUAACGGUGUCACGACCAUUUUUAACGUAGAGUGUUACGACGAGAAAACCAACGAAUGGUACGACGCGUCCGACAUGACGGUUUUCCGAAGCGCCCUCAGCUGUGCAGUGGUACACGGCUUGCCGAAUAGACGUGAAUACACCUGGCCGCGCGUCUCACUGGAUGAGGAUGUUGCCUCCCUCAGCUCGCAUACUGUCUCGGAUAUAGGGCCGGCUACGCCUCGGCGAAUGUCUGCGGGUACACAUCGUGCUAGGAGUGGCAACCCCCGCGCCGCUGUCGUGGACCAACGCAUGGACUCUCCAGAACACAGUGAGGCGGACGAUGAAGAAACCGACACAGGUAGCGACAGUGGUAUGGACGAAGACGCUGACGACGAAGAUGAGAACAGAGGCCCUGAAUCUGGCAACGAUUCCAUGGACAACAAUGGGUUCGCACUGGUACACAUGGCAUAA